Messenger RNA from Cylindrotheca closterium, 3426 nucleotides. Lineage: Eukaryota; Bacillariophyta; Bacillariophyceae; Bacillariales; Bacillariaceae. The record is from the annotation of a GenBank genome assembly.
AUGAAGUUCCCUCCAAACGACAACACGAUGGUGCAAGUAAAGACCAAUCGUUCGAAGAAAAGAAGUCGGCGACGCUGGUCACACUUCUCCGAAUCGCAGCUUGUUCUGGCAACGCUAAAUACUGCAAGUUGCAAAGCCGUCAACCGAACGGAAACGAGAACUACGAAGAGGAGUGAAAUAACCGAGUCAACAGAUAAGCAGCAUGCUGCUCCAGCACCAGUGGUUACGCCGUCACCAGUGAUAAUGCGAGGGGAAAAUAAACAUGUUACUGAAUCCCAAACUAUUAAAGAUGCACCGAAACAGUUAUUUCGGUGUGUGAAGCAGACUCGAAAGCCGACGGAUGCUUGCAAGGACUCUGAUGGAAACAAAACGCUCAAGAAAAGGACAAACCCAAGAAGGCUUUUUCGCGAUAAGAAAAGCGGAGCUGCAGUAGUGACGACGAUAAAUAGAAUACAGCGAAGAAAGAGAAGCAAGUCUAAGGAACUCGAAAAUACAGUGGACAAGCUAGCUGAUAAAACAAAGCGGCGGAAAGAGAGCAGCAAGUCAAAGGAAACAGAAACAGAAGCAGUGGACAAGCCAGUUGAUAAACUACAGCAUAAAGGGGGAAGCCAGUCUAAGAAACCGCUUAAAACGGCCGGCAAGCAAAUUGGUAAAACACAGCGAAGGAGGGGAAACAAUUAUAAAUCUGAUGUUUCUGAUCCUCCAAGUAUUUCAAAGACAUCAGGGGUCUCACCAAUGCCCCUCAAAUCUAGAAUGGCUACGCGAGAACGGAGGACUAAAGGAAAAGACAAGACACGAGACCGACAUGUGAACUCUUGGGAUUCAUUAGCAUCUGUGUGUUCAGUGACAACUAACAGGAGUGUGGCGGAAAACACAGUUGCAUCAGAGGGCGCUACAGAGCCGAUUCCAAAAACUGUGACGCAAGAUGUUGAUGACAACUCAGUUGCAUAUUCUGUCCUAUCGCAUCCUGCCAGCGUGAGACAAUGUAGUGAAGAUUCACAGCGAUCGCCAUCUGAAAAGAGCCAAGUUUCAACAAUACCUCCGGCUCUUUUGUCGGUGCUGGCUCCGAAAGGUUUGCCUCGAAAGCUAAGAACAUCAGCUCAGAUAUUGGAAGAAACGGAACCCCUUAGACCAGCCCUUGGUAGAUCAUGCAAAGAUAAGAGGAAAGAAGUAAGCUACAAUGAAGAUUCUGACGACGAAGAAGGCUUCUUGAAAAAUCCCUGGAACUUCCCCGAAUCUCAAUCGGAUUCGUUGUGUGAUAACGAUUUCGCUGUCGACAGUAACGCAGCACAUUCACUCGAUUCACCCAACGAUACGAACAUGUCGCCUGGGACUACAGGUGUAAUGAAUUAUAUAACUUCACAAAGCUUGUCCCAAUCCGAAGAAGCUCCAAUUCGGGAUCGACUGGAAAGUAAAAUUUCUCGAAGGAAUACUGACGAUACGAAAGAUGCAUCUCGCAGACGAACGAAGCAGUCGAGGAAGGAUUAUCGUGCUUCGAUGGCGCUACAAAAUGCUAUGGAAUCAGACAGUAAUGGGGCUGGCGAGCAGAGAUCAAAUAGAAGGUCCAGGUGUCCUCCCAUUAAGUUCUCUUCAUAUGUUGUUGGAGAUAAAGAUCUGGAUAGUGUGCUCCUUGAAGGUAUCAACGACAAUAGAGAUGCACGACACAAUAGCCACAAGAGGAAUGCGACUCGCGAUUACGAAGUUGUUAAUAGAAAACUGCAGCAAAUCGAUCCAUCACCAAAGAAGAAAUCUAUCAGUGAAGUCGGCAAGACUAUCUCUACCAGUGCUACACUCCAACAGGAACCCGUAGAGAAUCUUGAUUCACAGAGUCAUUCUGUCACAACCAAAUCAGUUGUGCAAGUGGUUACCAAAGGGUCUAAGAAGAAGAAGCACUCGAAGAAGAAGAAAUCAAGGAAAAAGAAGUCAAAGGUUCGUUGGGCUCCUUUACCAACAGCCACUACCACUUUUUCAGUAAAAAUUCGGGUCAAAACUUCGAUGGAUAAUGGUCGGUCAUCUUCAAGCAACGUUCAAGUUCCUGCUUUCGAUGAGUCUACAGUUCAAGCAAUCGCAGACCAAGUGACGCAGGCAUGUUUGAUGCAAGCCCGCAACAGUCCGGGAGCUCUUGUUCCUAACAAUGCGGUGGUCAAAACUGCCCCCCAUAGGUCUAAAAGCAAAAGGGUCUUACCACUGUCCACUCGAAAUUCUGUCGAGGAUGCUAAUAAUCUUGAUGACGAUUCGUCAGAGGAAAAGAAGCCGAGGAACAAGCCUUUUGAAAUUGACGUAGAUUGCAACAAUUCUGUGGUUAGUGAUCUAACGCGAGAGCGGGGUGUAAGGGAAUCAUCAGCUCGAAAAAGGAAACUCCGAGAUGAGGAAGUGGAAGAUGAGGAUGAGAAUGAUUUUGAUGGUCCCAUGGACGAACCAGAAGAUAACGAUUCUGUCUUGAAGGACGCUGCUGUUGAGCCCAAUGCACGAUUUGAAGCAUCGCCUGCCCAAGAACAACUCCCCUCUAUUCCAACCAGACCCACGGAUUUCGUGACAAAGUCAGAACGAUCCAAGAAAAGAAGGAGGAGAAUUUGGAGUAGUGGCGACUCUCUCGCUGGGUCGUUUGUUAGCACCUCGCGCUCAAGUCUCAAGAAACCAAGCUCGAGAGGCGGCAGCACACCAGAAAUGACUCCUGCUGUGACGAAACCGGUGUCUCCCGCUCGUAUCGCUAGGAAAGGCAAAGAUCCCAAUGUUGGUGCUGGUACGAAUACUCCUGUUGUCGCAGCAAAGGCUGGACCAGCCCACCAAGCAAAGGAACUACCGAUUCAAAAGCAAAAGGAUGAAACUAUCGUUACUGCUGAUGCAUCAGCAAGCGCAAAAUGUGGCAAAUGUUCAGGGUGUACACGGAGCUUUGAUUGUAUGAACUGUGACGCCUGUCUUGCUCGUUUGCAAGCUGGAGACACGAUCUUUCAAGAUGAAGCCAAGUCCGAUUGCAUGAGGAGAGUUUGCCAUCGAGUCCUCGCAAGAUCUGAUGAAGCGUCAAUGGGAACCGCCUCCCAACCACCAUCUUUUCCGGUUACGAAUAUUCUAGAGCAGGAUGAUAUGAGCUACAUUAGUGAAGUUGAGUGGGGAACAGAGAAACGCAAGUCAAAGCAAGGGAAGCCACUGUCCCGUGCGUCUCGUCUUUGGAGCCAACAAUAUGAGAGACAGCCUCCACAACAGCGUGCCACUGGCAGCAUCUCCUCUGUCACAACACUAACGGGAAUGAGUGGUCUAGCGGUCAAGGCAAGAAAUGGCAGACGAAGAAAGGGUAGUAAGAAGAACCCGCUACAUUACUUGGAAAUGCCAGUGGCAACUGAUGGAUCAGUAGCCUCGUGGAUGGAAAGUCGACGCGUUCGACAGGCUUUGAUGAAUUACGAUGAAGCCGAUCAAGAUUGGGUCUAG